Sebastes umbrosus (honeycomb rockfish) is the source of this 1313-nucleotide messenger RNA. Its product is annotated as keratin-associated protein 9-1-like. The record is from RefSeq and is a predicted model, not a curated record. The transcript is spliced from 2 exons. NCBI's taxonomy places the organism in Eukaryota, Metazoa, Chordata, Actinopteri, Perciformes, Sebastidae. Bases 196 to 861 code for a protein of 221 amino acids.
UGCUCUAUCUGGGGAUGAGAGCUUCUUGUGGACUGCACCUGAGGAUCAGAACCUCCCAGAGGCUUCAGCUGAUGAGGGUCUGACCAGAAGUUGGUGGCCCGGCAUUGCUAACGUUCUACGGAAAGUAGCUUGGUGUGCUGGCUUCGCCGCUGUGGGUGUAGCGGCCUAUAGUGUGUGGCAGCAUACAAGCGUAUAAUGACUCCUGUCUACAGACACAGGGUGAUCACCUCAUGCGACAUGAGGUGUGGCGCCGUCACCUCGUGCGACGUGAGGUGUGGCGAUGUGACCUUGUGCGACGUGAGGUGUGGCGCCGUUACCUCGUGCGACGUGAGGUGUGGCGCCGUCACCUCGUGCGACGUGAGGUUUGGCGACGUGACCUCGUGCGACGUGAGGUGUGGCGCCGUCACCUCGUGCGACGUGAGGUGUGGCGACGUGACCUCUUGCGACGUGAGGUGUGGCGCCGUCACCUCGUGCGACGUGAGGUGUGGCGAUGUGACCUUGUGCGACGUGAGGUGUGGCGCCGUUACCUCGUGCGACGUGAGGUGUGGCGCCGUCACCUCGUGCGACGUGAGGUUUGGCGACGUGACCUCGUGCGACGUGAGGUGUGGCGCCGUUACCUCGUGCGACGUGAGGUGUGGCGCCGUCACCUCGUGCGACGUGAGGUUUGGCGACGUGACCUCGUGCGACGUGAGGUGUGCCGCCGUCACCUCGUGCGACGUGAGGUGUGGCGCCUUCACCUCGUGCCCUAACCUCGUGCGACGUGAGGUGUGGCGCCGUCACCUCCUGCGACGUGAGGUGUGGCGCCGUCACCUCCUGCGACGUGAGGUGUGUCACCGUGACCUCGUGCGACGUGAGGUGUAGCACAGUCACUUCAUGCGAUAUGAGGUGUGUCCCCGUGACCUCAUGUGAUAUGAAGUGUAGCACCGUCAACUCGUGCGAUAUGAGGUGUGUCCCUGUGACCUCAUGCGAUAUGAAGUGUAGCACCGUCACCUCAUGCGAUAUGAGGUGUAGAGUUAGCAUGUUCUCUUCGUGUCAGUGGGGUUUUUCUCCAGGUGUUCUGGUUUCCUCCGACGGUCCAAAGACAUGCCUCAUGACCUCUCGCAUAACGUGAGCUGUGAAGGCUCAAAUUCAGUGAGAGGUAUUCAGAAAACACAUUCUGAAAAAUAAAAAAACUAUUAAUAAAAUAAAAUAAAAAAAUAAUAAUAAUUUUGAGGGGGAAUUUAAUCUGCAAAAUGAAAUAAGAAUUAAAUAAGGAAAACUGAGUAUCAUGAUAAUGAGAAAAAUAAAAAAUGAAAAACAAAAUGAACACUUUA